GCUUUUUUCCUCCUGGCUUCAGAGAAACAAAAUAUGUGUUAAUUUGACAACUUUUGGCUUUAAAAUUUUUUCCUCAAUUGAAAUUACAUACACAGCGGUAACUACUUGACAAACCAUGAUGGGAGGGACUCCUAGCAGUCGGGUUUUGUGCCAUUGGUGGACAGUGGUUGCCUUUGUAGUGCCUUUUCUGUCUACUUUAUCUGUGGGAAUGGUCAUGAAAUAUCAGACUUAUGAAGAGGAUGCUUUAUUCACUGUCAUUGGAAACUUGGCCAAGGACAUGAGCUUAAAUCCCUCAGAUGACGCUAAGACCAAUUUCAAAAUGAUGAAGCAGUUCAACGCAUCUUUUAUUAGGCUCCGAGAAAAAGACGGACAGCUAACAGUUGGAGAACGGAUAGACAGAGAAAAAAUAUGUAAGAAUGUGGUCCAGUGUCUUGUUGCAUUUGACGUUGUCAGUCUCUUGAAUGAGCAAUUUAAAUUAAUUCACAUUGAAGUGGAAGUAAAGGACAUCAACGAUCACGCUCCUGAGUUCUCUAGAAAGGAAUCAACUUUGGAAAUUUCAGAAAACACAGCAGUUGGCACUAGAAUAUCUUUAGAUGUUGCAUUGGACGAGGACGUGGGUUCAAACUACAUUCAAAGCUACCAAUUAUCUGUCAACAGUCACUUUACUAUUGACGUGUUAAGCAGAGCUGAUGGGGUUAAAUAUGCGGAGUUGGUUCUAAUGAAAGAACUAGACAGGGAGACACAUGCCUCCUAUGUUUUGGAGCUCGUCGCAACAGACGGAGGAAAUCCAUCAAGGUCCGGCACCACAAAUAUCAAUGUCAAAGUAAAAGACUUUAAUGACAAUAGCCCUGUGUUCGACCGGAACAAUUUUUCAGUUGAUAUACUGGAGGACUUGCCGGUGGGGUUUCUGCUUUUGGACUUAAAUGCGGUUGAUCCAGACGAUGGAUUGAAUGGGGAAGUUGUGUAUGGGUUCGGAAAUCAGGUGCCCUUGGAGAUCCGACAACAUUUCAACAUUGACCGAAAAUCCGGGCAGUUGACGCUCCAGAGCCCGAUUGAUUUUGAGAGCAAGAAAACAUAUGAGUUCGAUAUACAGGCAUCUGACUUGGGUCCUAAUCCGAGCCCAUCCAUCUGUAAAGUUGUUGUUCAUGUGCAGGAUGUCAAUGACAAUGCACCAGAAAUCACAAUUACACCACUACAUUACAUCACCAUUACCUCUGUCACAGCUGAAAUAGCAUACAUCACAGAGGAUGUUGCUGAAGAAAGCUUUGUGGCUCUGAUCAGCACCGCCGACAGGGACUCGGACGCAAAUGGACAGAUUCACUGUGCCCUCUAUGGGCACAACAACUUCAAACUCCAGCGAGCCUACGAGGACAGUUUUAUGAUUGUAACGACAUCUCCACUUGAUAGAGAAAAAACUGCGGAGUAUAACUUAACGGUUGUUGCCGAAGAUCUGGGAUCACCUCCCUUAAGAACAAUUAAGCAAUAUACUAUAAGGUUGAGUGAUGAGAAUGACAAUGCCCCUGUCUUCAGUAAACCUGUCUAUGAAGUGUCCUUAGUGGAGAACAAUGCACCAGGUGCAUAUAUCACAACUGUAGUGGCUAGAGACCCUGACUUAGGGGAAAACAGCGAAAUCAGCUAUAAGCUCCUGGACACCUAUGUCAUAGGCUCUCCGGUGUCAACUUUUGUCUCUCUAGAUCCCACAACGGGCUCGCUCUAUGCGCUCAAAAGUUUCAACUACGAGGUCCUCAAACGGCUACAGCUUCGUAUUCAAGCAAGUGAUGGAGGCUCGCCACCACUCCAAGGCAGCGCAAUCAUCAAUCUAAAAAUAGUUGACCAGAAUGAUAACGCUCCCUCUAUAACACAGCCUGUGCUAACUAAUAGUUCUGCUGAGGUUCUACUACCCAAAAACGCGCCUUCAGGUUACGUUAUUACCCAGAUACAUGCUAAGGAUGCUGACGAAGGUGUCAACGCAGAAUUGUCAUUCAGAAUCUCAGAGGGUGUCUCCUCUGUGUUCUCCAUUAACAGUGCCACCGGAGAAAUUUAUCUGAAUCGUGAACUCAACUACAAAGUUUACGAGAACUUGAGAAUAACAGUAAGUGUCAGUGACAACGGGAGACCUUCACUUACUACAGUGGUCUCAAUCGAUAUCAAGAUCAUUGCAGGAUCUCUUCCCAGUGACCGCAAUAUAUUCAGGCAGAUAACUGACGAAAAAAUUAUUGAAGGGGAUCAUUCACUCGUUAUAAUUGUGGUACUGGCAGGGAGCUGCACACUACUACUUUUAGCCAUUAUUCUCAUUGCAACUUCUUGUAAUAAACGAAAGGGGAAUAAUCGAGGAGACAGCCAUUCUGGAAACGAGGACAGAGUUAAAGCGGACCACAAUGACCCACUAAUUCCAAUUCACAGUGGCAUUGGGUUUGAUAUUCAACCGUACUCAAAAAUGCCAACUUUUUCUGGCUUUAUCCAGACAGGCAUCGAUAUUUCGUGCAGCUCUGAAGAUGGUAGGCCUACGUGUGUCUUUGAUCUAAAGGACAAAAGCCACAGAGUCAAGUCAGAAGAUUAUUCCACUCUACCUGGUUAUGGUAAAGAUGCUCUGAGACUUACUAAAAUUUGGAAAAGCACCUCAACUAUAUCAGCACAAGACCCUCAAUUCAGUAGAAAGGACAGCUACAAUGGAGAGAGCGACUUCAAUGACAGUGAUUCAGAAACAAGCGGCGAUGGACCGAGAAAAUACAAUCAUCAAAACAACGUUCAAAAUGGUCUGUGGGCAUGCACAAGCAAGUGCAAGGUUUUGGGCCAUUCAGAUGACUGCUGGUGUCCAACUGCUGCCAUGACAAACAGCAAUUUAGCACAUUCCUUUGCUAAGAUGGGUAUACUUCAACGAGACACUCAAAGGAUGGAAAACUACCAAGCCCACAUUCCAAAAACAAAGGGAUUGCAGAAUGUCUGUGAGAAAGUAAUGCAAAGAGAAUAUGACUAUAUAACUAUAGUUAAUUCACCUCAACAAGUCAGGGUACAUGAAAUGAACAAUAUUACAAUUCCAGUGUAUUCACCAACAGAAACACAUUGUUCCAUACAUGAAGUGUAAUCUGUUGGCUAAAAAACUUGUUUAUUGUGUGGGCAUGUGUGAAAAGUGUGAUGGUCUU
Pimephales promelas (fathead minnow) is the source of this 3143-nucleotide messenger RNA. NCBI's taxonomy places the organism in Eukaryota, Metazoa, Chordata, Actinopteri, Cypriniformes, Leuciscidae. The record is from RefSeq and is a predicted model, not a curated record.